Messenger RNA from Eucalyptus grandis, 711 nucleotides. RefSeq lists its product as uncharacterized. The coding region runs from base 1 to 711 and encodes 236 amino acids. The transcript is spliced from 3 exons. Lineage: Eukaryota; Viridiplantae; Streptophyta; Magnoliopsida; Myrtales; Myrtaceae. Gene Ontology annotation, molecular function: nucleic acid binding; RNA-DNA hybrid ribonuclease activity. The record is from RefSeq and is a predicted model, not a curated record.
AUGCCUGGGUUAGACCCGUUAAUCGUGGAGCAUUGUUUGCCUACUAACCCGGAGAUGCCUCCUAAGAAGCAAAGGCUGCGAAGAACUAAGCCUGAGCUCUCGAAGAAGAUAGAGGAAGAGAAGUCGGUUAAGGGUCGAGUGAUUGCUGAUUUAUUGGCUGAGAAUCCAGAAGUCUCAAAUAAUGAUGAUCGUUCCCUGGAUGACCGUAUCUUGAGUGUAAAUGAAGAUUCAUGGACAAUGUUUUUUGAUGGAGCUGUCAACUUGUCCGGUUCUGGCAUUGGGGCAAUUCUGAUAUCCCCAGACGAACAACAUCACCCAGUAGCUGAGAAAUUGAUAUUCCCAUGCACUAAUAAUAUAGCUGAGUAUGAAGCUUGCAUCCUCGGGUUUCAAGCUGCAAUCGAGAUGGGUGUAGCCAAAUUAAAAGUGUUCGGGGAUUCCGCGUUGAUCAUACUGCAGACCGUAGGUGAAUGGAAGACUAAGGAUGCUAAAUUGCUCUUAUAUCACAAGUACCUAGAAGAUUUGAUCAAUGAAUUCGAUGAAGUUUCAUUCGAAUACUUAUCGAGGUUUCACAAUCAAUUUGCAGAUGCACUCGCAACUUUAUCAUCUAUGUUGCAAGUCACUAACGGAUUAGAAGUUGAGCCAUUGAAAAUAGAGCUGAAGCCACUCAAAUUAUGCGGGAGGUUCACGAAGGAGUAUGUGGCCCCCAUAUGA